CCGACCCAGGCGCGGGGCUCAGUUGGUUGACUUAACCGUUGUUGCCCGCCCUUCUAGCAUCAAUCAUUUCCAUGGACAGUCGCAACAGUUCACGACCUGCUUCCAACCCUUCCUUGCAGCGUACCGCCUAUCUGGACCUCAUCUCCACCCUCGUUUCGCCCAAGUCAUUUCUCACUCCCUCGCAGCGGCCUAAACCGCCAUCAUUUCACCCCCAACCAUCGGUCGCACAGGAAACCUUCACCACCGCGUCGCCAGCAAUGGACAAGCAACAGCCCAGCUCUUUCCAGCAGCUGGAGAAGCUUGGAGAGGGUACCUAUGCUACCGUUUUCAAAGGACGGAAUCGCCAAACUGGUGAGCUGGUUGCACUAAAAGAGAUCCAUCUAGACUCCGAAGAAGGAACGCCAUCGACCGCGAUUCGCGAAAUCUCUUUGAUGAAGGAGCUCAAACAUGAAAGUAUUGUUUCGCUAUACGAUGUGAUCCACACAGAGAACAAGCUGAUGCUUGUCUUCGAAUAUAUGGAUAAGGAUCUCAAGAAGUACAUGGAUACCCGGGGCGAUCGGGGUCAACUGGACCAGGCAACCAUCAAGUCAUUCAUGCAUCAGCUCUUGAAAGGCAUUGCUUUCUGCCAUGAAAAUCGGGUUCUGCAUCGUGAUCUCAAACCCCAGAACCUUCUUAUCAACAAGAAAGGACAGUUGAAACUCGGGGACUUUGGUCUGGCCCGUGCCUUCGGUAUUCCCGUCAACACUUUUUCCAACGAGGUUGUGACGCUGUGGUACCGUGCCCCAGACGUCUUGCUAGGCAGCAGAACCUACAACACGAGUAUUGAUAUCUGGUCGGCUGGCUGUAUCAUGGCAGAACUCUACACCGGUCGUCCCCUAUUCCCUGGCACUACCAAUGAAGAUCAACUCCAGAAGAUUUUCCGUCUUAUGGGCACACCUUCGGAACGCUCAUGGCCCGGCAUCUCUCAACUGCCGGAGUAUAAGUCGAAUUUCCACGUGUAUGCAACCCAAGAUCUUGGCCUGAUUCUCCCCCAGAUCGAUCCUCUGGGACUGGAUCUAUUGAAUCGGAUGCUCCAGCUUCGUCCCGAGAUGCGCAUCAGUGCCCACGACGCCCUGCAGCAUCCUUGGUUCCACGAUCUCCCUCAGUUGCAGGCGCAGCUGCAGCAACAGCAACAGCAACAGAUGUCCGGGGCAUAUGGCGGGAUGGUUCCUCCCCAGCAAGCGUAUUAGCCAUCAGCAGUCGAGAAUUAUCACUUUCUAUUAUCGCAACUCGUGUUCUGAUUUGUGCUCUGCGGUUAUAUCUUACCUUUGCACCUUAUUGACUUUUUUCAUGAGAUGAAGGACAUGAUGAAGCACUUGGAUUGGUUCUAGAACGGAGAGCGUGGCGUUAUACUUGAAGAAGGGCUCGAUGUGGUGUUCUCUUGUUUGUCCUUGGUUCUCGCAGAUUCCCGUCUUUCUUCCAGCUUAUAUUAGCGUAUGCGAGAUGAUAGCGCCAGUAGAUAAUCACAAUCUACAC
Messenger RNA from Aspergillus aculeatus ATCC 16872, 1515 nucleotides. RefSeq names its product cyclin-dependent serine/threonine-protein kinase phoA. Gene Ontology annotation, biological process: protein phosphorylation. The record is from RefSeq and is a predicted model, not a curated record. The transcript has 3 exons. Gene Ontology annotation, cellular component: cytoplasm; nucleus. The coding region runs from base 72 to 1229 and encodes 385 amino acids. Lineage: Eukaryota; Fungi; Ascomycota; Eurotiomycetes; Eurotiales; Aspergillaceae. Gene Ontology annotation, molecular function: ATP binding; cyclin-dependent protein serine/threonine kinase activity.